Molecule: messenger RNA, 2325 nt
Organism: Moesziomyces antarcticus
Lineage: Eukaryota; Fungi; Basidiomycota; Ustilaginomycetes; Ustilaginales; Ustilaginaceae
Exons: 1
Coding region: 1-2325 (774 amino acids)
Biological process (GO): protein phosphorylation; intracellular signal transduction
Cellular component (GO): cytoplasm
Molecular function (GO): ATP binding; protein serine/threonine kinase activity
Source: RefSeq, a predicted model, not a curated record
AUGUCACAACAUCUCUUGUCCGGGUCACCCGAAGACGACGAUCAGCUGCCAUCAUUCAUCGAGCAGAAGCUCAAGUCGCUCGGAUCAGCCGCUUCGACGAGCGCAGGCACACCCGAAGGCAAAGACACACCGUCUCCUCGCCCCAACACCCAAGGCCACUCGCAUUCGCAUGCCCAUCAGGACUCGCACUCGCACUCGCAUGCCCACAACCACAACCACAGCCACUCGCAUCCGCACGCGCACUCGCCCAACGCCUCUCAGUCGCGCACCUGGUCGCUCGCCUCGAGCUCGUCGCUCGGCGUUCCCGGCUCAUCGCACGAUCGGCCGCCGUCCCGAUCCAUGUCGCGCACGCCUUCGCACGAAUACCGCGAGACGCUCGACGCCAAGAGCAAGGACCUCGAAGACGGAUCGAAAAUCAUCAACCAGUACAAGAUCACCGAGGUGAUCGGACGCGGCGCCUACGGAACCGUGCGCAAGGCCAUCCUCACCGACGACCCGAGCGUCCAGUUCGCCGUCAAGGAGUUUGGCAAGACGCGGCUGCGCAAGACGCAUCGCGCCGUCAGCCUGCGCAAGCCGCACCGCCGCAACCCCCUAGGCAUGGCCGACCGCAGCGAUCCGUCGCACGCCCAGGCCCAGGCCCAGGACGAGACCAAGGACCCGCUCACCCACAUCCGCCACGAGAUCGCCAUCCUCAAGAAGCUGCACCACCCACACGUCGUGCAGCUCUACGAGGUGCUCGACGACCCGAGCAAGGACAGCCUCUACAUGGUCUUUGAGUACUGUCCCGACGGCACCGUCAUCGACAUCAAGCUCAACCAGCGCGUCCAGCCGCUGCCCGAAGACGUGGCGCGCCUCUACUUUGUCCAGGUGCUCAUGGGCAUCGAGUAUCUGCACGAGAACGACAUUGUGCACCGCGACAUCAAGCCGGACAACAUCCUGUUGAGCAACGACCGCAAGACAUGCAAGAUCGUCGACUUUGGCGUGUCCGAGAUGUUCGUCAAGCCGGGCGACGACACCAUGCAGAAGUCGGCGGGCAGUCCGGCGUUCAUGAGCCCCGAGCUAUGCACUGCCGGGCAUGCCGAAUACCACGGCAAGUCGGACGACAUCUGGUCGUUCGGCGUGACGCUCUACUGCAUGUGCGUCGGCCACCUCCCCUUCCAGAAGGACAACUUUUACGAAAUGUACGAGGCGAUCAAGAACGACGAGCCCGAGCUCCCCGCACACCUCUCGUCCGAUCUCGCCGAUCUGCUGCGCCGCAUGCUCGCCAAGGAUCCCGAGCGCCGCAUCACGGUGCCCGAGAUGCGCCAGCACGCGUGGACGCAGCAGGUGGACGACGGCAUCCUGCUCUCCAAGGACGACAACCUCGAAAAGGUGGUGAGCGAGAUCACCGACGAGGACCUCGACUGCGCCAUCUGCAAGAUCACCAACAUCUUUACCUUCGCCCGCGCCAUCUCGCGCUUCAAGAAGGGCGGCUCCGUCAAUCGUGCGCGCCGGGAGGCUUCGCGCUCGACGUCCGGAAGCAGCAAUCCGGACAGCAGCUGGUUCCCGCCAUCCACGCCGAGUCCGGACAAGCCGAGCCGCGCCGCGACGCGCGAGACGAGCACGCACGACGACGAGCCCAGCGCCGACGUGGCGACAAUCAAGGAGGAGACGCCUACGCCGGGUGGGUAUGGCCAAGCGGAGCGCGAAGAGACGCCACGGGCCGAGACGAACGAUGCGGCCGAGGUGGAGCAGCUGCAGAGUGCGGCGGCGUGUAUGUUUGACUCGCCGCAGAUGCACACGUUUGAGCUGCCGCACCAAGAGCCCGAUGGCAACGGACCCUUGCAACGCAAUCGAUCCGGGCCCAUUGCAACGCUGCACCGCGAUGCAUCCGAUGCAGGGCCGCCCGAGAUCACCACCGAGUCUCCACGCUCUGCAUCGCCCGACAUCUUUUCCUCGCCCACCUCGACGCAGCUGCCCUCGUUCCAGCGCAGUGUGACUGACACGGACGAUGUUGCUGCGCAGAUGGCGAGUAUGGAUGUGCACGCCUACUCGAGUCCCGGCAAGGACGGCGAGGGCCCGCGGCACGCGCAGUCGGUGCAGGAGCGAGCUGCGUCGCUGGGGAAGAAACCGCACCACCCCAAACCCAAGCUGCUGCCGGACCAACCGACGUACAAAAGCCCGCGCAAUGAGACGCUCGACACCCCACCGGGCGCCAGCGAGCUCUACGCCCAGAGCAACCCGAGCCAAGACCAGAGUGCCCAUAGCGAGCUAGACGACAAUCCGUACUUUGCGGCGGCGAAAAAUGGGCGCGAGGAUAAAGAUAAGCCGUCGGCAACGUGCUAG